Messenger RNA from Emiliania huxleyi CCMP1516, 663 nucleotides. RefSeq lists its product as hypothetical. Bases 1 to 663 code for a protein of 220 amino acids. The record is from RefSeq and is a predicted model, not a curated record. Lineage: Eukaryota; Haptophyta; Isochrysidales; Noelaerhabdaceae. The transcript has 4 exons.
AUGGCCGAACGGCACGCUGCUGCGCCCCACGCCGCGGUGCGCGGCGGCGAUGCUGGCGGCCUCGCUGCUGGCGAUGCCAGCCGCGCCACUGGCACGUCGGUCGCCACUGUCACCACGUCUCUCGCCGCGGUGGAGCUCUGCGAUGAGGACGUGGCAAUGCGCUGCUCUGCUCAAAGCGAUGCUGGCUCUGCUGCCGACCCUGAGUGGGAGGCAGUGCUGGCGCAGCUGCUAGCAGAGGAAGCAGAGGAAGAGGAGCUCUGCUGCCGCUUCGAGCGCCGUGGCGACGACUCCGACGACGGGUGGGACAACUACAGUGAGGAGGGGGAGGAGGAUGCUGUGCAGAGUGUGGCUGGGAAAGCGGCUCCCACCUCGAUGGGUUAUCACUCCUGCGACUGCAUCGAAGAGGGCUUCAACAUUCAACAAACAGGAAUCGAGGGUGACCGCAUGUCUGCAUCAGACGUGUCAUCCGUCCCGAUCGCGCUAGACGUUUUUGGAGCCUGGCAGCGGUCUAUCGGCACUCGUGAGUUGACCCUGGCUCGCGCUGCGCUGCGGUAUAAGGUGGGCCUGGCCUACCAUGGCAAUGCCGCUGAGACCGGUGAGUACUUGUACGACCCGAGCUACGCGCCGACGCUGGACAUCGGACUCAAGUGGUCCACACGCUGA